CUUCCAACAGAUCAAAUAAGCGACCCUACAGCUGGCAGCGCAGCUGCAAUAUUCAAAAUGUAUUUGCAAUCUGGAGGAAUUAAUUUUAAGUAAAAUAAAAAUAGACAGCAUUUAAAAUAUUAACAUUAUGGAGAAAACGCCAACCGAACAUCAUAAGCGCUUAGAAUAUUGUACGACGCGAUUGCAAUAUCGACAGGGCCGCGAGCUAAAAGCUGUGAAAGUGUACACUGUUGCCAGCGAGUCCCGGCAUAUGUUGGUUUUUGGCGUGCCCAAAGUUAAUCUUCACACAGAAAUAAAGAAUAAGCUGCAGUGCUUUGGAAAAUUGCGUUCCUGCACAUGUGUGACCACCGAAUUGGCAGAAACAAUGGAAUUAGAGGCCUUUACAGAUGUAUUUGCGGUGCAGUUUGAUGGGUUGGAACAAGCGCGUCGGGCUAAACGACAACUGGAUGCUAGGCAGUUCUUUGGCGGCGAACUACACAUCUCCUAUGCCCCGGAAAGAGAGACAUCCCAGGAGCUGAGGGAAAAGCUGGUACAGCGCCGAAAAGAGAUUGCCUAUCGCAUCCAGCGCAACCUGGCCGAGCAGCCGCAUUCGGUCAAAAAAACCGUAUAGAACUAAGAUCAUUUAUAAUUCUGUCAUUUUAUUGAACCUAAUAAGAUAACACGAGCCUCUAAGGCUGAACGAUCUCUGAA
Molecule: messenger RNA, 690 nt
Organism: Drosophila virilis
Lineage: Eukaryota; Metazoa; Arthropoda; Insecta; Diptera; Drosophilidae
Product: RNA-binding protein 48
Cellular component (GO): nucleoplasm
Molecular function (GO): nucleic acid binding
Source: RefSeq, a predicted model, not a curated record